Messenger RNA from Tauraco erythrolophus (red-crested turaco), 921 nucleotides. Lineage: Eukaryota; Metazoa; Chordata; Aves; Musophagiformes; Musophagidae. The record is from RefSeq and is a predicted model, not a curated record.
AGGAGGCUCGUAGCUGCCAACCUCCUCCGCGUUUUCUCGGUUAUUCUGACGGCGCUUGUUCCACCUUUCUUCUGGGAGGGAUUCACGGUUUUGGGAACGCACCUCGCGUGGCUGUGUGUUUGCUCUGUGUGCGUUAGUACCCUUAGUAUAAUCUUGCACUUAGUCCUUAAACCAAAUCUGGCUCCUAAGAGAAGUUCGUUUGCUCACAAGAUAUCCAGAUUUCUAAAAUGCUGUAUAUACUUUUUCAUGUCUUGCAUACUAUUUCAUGCGAUUAUUGUUCUUUAUGGAGCACCUCUCAUAGAGUCGGUGACUGAGACGUUUUUGUUUGCAGUUCUGCUGUCUACCUUUACUACUUUACAAUGCUUGUGUGUGCUGGGACCAAACAUACAAGCAUGGAUACGGGUGUUUAGUAAAAAUGGAGCUAUGUCCAUCUGGGAAAGCAGUCUACAGAUUACUACCAUUUGCAGUAUACUUGGAGCUUGGUUUGGAGCAUUUCCUAUUCCUCUUGAUUGGGAUCGGCCUUGGCAGGUCUGGCCCAUUUCCUGUUCCCUGGGAGCUACCUUUGGCUAUACGGCUGGUCUGAUUAUUGCACCUCUGUGGAUACACUGGAACCGGAAGCAGCUUACAUACAAAAGCAGAUAACUGGAGCGAAGAGAGACAAGGUAUUUCUUUGUGCAGAUUCCAUACAGACUGUGCAAAAGUAGUUGUUUUUAUAAGGGAGAUAUAUAUAUAUAUAUAUGUAUAUGUAUAGUCAAAGCAGAAGACUAUCCAAAUUCAUUUAGAGUAUUUCAGGCCAAGCAUCUCCACUCAAUAAAAUCACAUAGAUGCCGUUUCAAUCAACUUGGUGCAGUUUUUGCUUCCUCUAGACUAUGUAACCCUGAGAGAUUGUACCUUCCAGUCUGAAUAAAAUAUUUGUAACAG